Molecule: messenger RNA, 2969 nt
Organism: Oxyura jamaicensis (ruddy duck)
Lineage: Eukaryota; Metazoa; Chordata; Aves; Anseriformes; Anatidae
Gene: KCNC4
Product: potassium voltage-gated channel subfamily C member 4
Exons: 4
Coding region: 97-1932 (611 amino acids)
Biological process (GO): protein homooligomerization; potassium ion transmembrane transport
Cellular component (GO): dendrite membrane; neuronal cell body membrane; voltage-gated potassium channel complex
Molecular function (GO): protein binding; delayed rectifier potassium channel activity
Source: RefSeq, a predicted model, not a curated record
UCCCAUCUCUGCUCCCCUCGUCCGCCUCCGCCGACCCCCAGCUCCUCGCCCCGAGGAAGGGUGCGCGAAGCGUGCGUCUCCCAUCCACCGAAAUCUAUGAUCAGCUCGGUGUGUGUCUCCUCCUACCGUGGACGCAAGUCGGGGAACAAACCACCUUCCAAAACAUGCCUGAAGGAAGAGAUGGGCAAAGGGGAAGACUCGGACAAGAUCACCAUCAAUGUAGGGGGCACCCGGCAUGAGACCUACAAAAGCACCCUGCGGACUUUGCCGGGCACCCGUCUGGCCUGGCUCGCCGACCCCGAUGCCCAGAGCAACUUUGACUUUGAUGGUAAAAGCAAUGAAUUCUUCUUUGACCGCCACCCUGGGAUCUUCUCCUAUGUGCUCAACUACUACCGCACCGGCAAGCUGCACUGCCCGGCCGACAUCUGCGGGCCCCUCUUCGAGGAGGAGCUGACCUACUGGGGCAUCGACGAGACCGACGUGGAGCCCUGCUGCUGGAUGACCUACCGCCAACACCGCGAUGCCGAAGAGGCGCUGGACAUCUUCGAGAGUCCCGAACCCGGUGGAGGGGCUGGUGGAGAAGAGCCUGAAGAGGAAGGGGGUAGGGAGAUGGCCCUUCAACGCCUGGGCAUGGAGGACAGGCUGCCAGGGGCGGCAGGGGCUGCCGGAGGGGGUGGCUGCUGUCGGAAUUGGCAGCCCAGGAUGUGGGCACUCUUUGAGGAUCCCUAUUCAUCCAAGGCGGCAAGGGUAGUUGCUUUUGCUUCGCUCUUCUUCAUCCUGGUCUCCAUCACAACCUUCUGCCUGGAGACACAUGAGGCCUUCAACAUCAAUGUCAACGUGACGGAGACCCUCGUGGUUGGCAACACCACGACAAUCCUGCUGACGCAUAAGGUGGAGACAGAGCCCAUCCUCACCUACAUCGAAGGGGUCUGCGUCCUGUGGUUCACCCUCGAGUUCUUGGUUCGCAUCAUCUGCUGUCCAGAUAAGCUUCUCUUCAUUAAAAACCUGCUCAACAUCAUUGACUUUGUGGCCAUCUUGCCCUUCUACCUGGAGGUAGGUCUUAGCGGCCUGUCCUCCAAAGCUGCCCGGGAUGUGCUGGGCUUCCUGCGGGUGGUCCGUUUCGUCCGGAUCCUCAGGAUCUUCAAGCUGACACGGCACUUUGUGGGCCUCCGGGUGCUGGGCCACACACUCCGGGCUAGCACUAAUGAAUUCCUGCUCCUCAUCAUCUUCCUCGCCUUGGGGGUCUUGAUUUUCGCCACCAUGAUCUACUAUGCUGAGCGGAUUGGAGCUAAGACGUCCGACUCCAGUGGGAGCGACCCGACUCACUUUAAGAACAUCCCCAUUGGGUUCUGGUGGGCUGUGGUCACGAUGACGACCCUGGGCUAUGGCGAUAUGUACCCCAAGACCUGGUCAGGCAUGGUGGUGGGGGCUCUCUGUGCAUUGGCUGGGGUGCUCACCAUCGCCAUGCCUGUGCCCGUCAUUGUCAAUAACUUUGGGAUGUACUAUUCCCUGGCCAUGGCCAAGCAGAAGCUGCCAAAGAAGAAGAAAAAGCAUAUACCCCGUCCGGCCCCACUGGACUCCCCUACCUACUGCAAAUCUGAGGAGAACUCCCCCCGCAACAGCACCCAGAGCGACACCUGCCCCUUGGCAGUAGAGGAAGGGGUGGCUGAGCGGAAACGGUCAGACUCCAAGCAGAACGGCGAGGCCAACGUGGUGCUGUCGGACGAGGAGCAGCCGCUGUCACCAUCUGACGAGGAGAAGCGGCCCAUGCGGCGCUCUAGCACCCGGGAUAAGAACAAGAAAUCCUCCACGUGCUUCCUCCUGGCCACGGGUGACUUCUCCUGCACGGCGGAUGGAGGCAUCCAGAAAGACACCUGCCAAGAUGUCCUCUCUUCCAGUUACCCCCAGGGUGAGGUGGUCACCUUCUCCUGAGCCCCGGCUGGAUGCAGGCAGCACCCCGGCGAGGGAUGUGUGCCCCGAGGGAUGCUCUCCCCGAGGGAUGCUCUCCCCAAGGCAGAGGGACGUGCACCCCAAAGGAUGCUUUCCCUGAGGCAGUGGGACGUGAACCCCGAGGGAUGCGUUUCCUGAGGCUAAGGGAUGUUUUCCCAAAGGGAUGCUCUCCCUGAGGCCAAGGGAUGCUCUUCCUAAGGCUAAGUGAUGCAUCCCACUAGGGAUGCUCUGCCCAAGACCAAGGUAUGCUCUGCCCAAGGGAGAUGCUCUCACCAGUGCCGAGGGAUGCUCUGCCCAAGGCUCAGGGGUACGUUCCCCCAGGGGUGCUCUCCCUGAGGCCAAGGGAUGCUCCCUCCAGUGAGCUUUGCCUGCCCAGUGCAGCAACCCGAAGCUCUGGCUGCCCCCUCUGUGUCUGGGGGGCUUGGCAGCCGGGUUCCCUGCCAGAGAGGGGCAGCAGGGCCAGGAGGGGAGGUCGGGGGACUGGGGGCUGCCCUGCUCCCCUGCCUGCUACCAGCCCCUCUGCACACACUGUCCCCUCCUCUCGCCCGUGCUUUCGGAUGCAUCCCCUGGCCGCUGCUGUCCUGCUGGAGAGACCCGGCCGGAGCCCAGCCUCCGCCACGGAGCCUCGUCAGCUGCUCGCCCCUCGCUCCCGCCCGUGGCUCCAUCCAUGCUCUGACCAUCUCCGUCGUCAAACUAGGGGCUCUCCAUGAUUUCAGGUGCCACGAGGGGGUUGCUGCACCAUCGCCCCCCUGGUGGAUGUGCCCCAGGCAGAAGGGGGCAGACGGGGUUGGCUGGGGCACGGGGACAGGGCCAGGAAGCAAUAGCAGUGCCAGAUGCGGGUGCCACGGUGGGGUGAGCCCGGCUGGCCUGGAAGGGUCAGUGUCUUUCUAAUGCUGUUACAUAUCUCUGUGAUCAAGGCAAUACUACUCCCAUUUCCUUUGUCCUGUACGCAUGCCUCUACCUGUCCAGCCGUAGUAGAGUUCUAAUAAAGACAUCCACGAGCUGAGUCAGCUCCCGUA